CGUUGCCAUGGCUACCGCAACCCGGAAGUGCCCCGCGCUGGGCGCCAUGGCCUGAAGUCGGUCCCGCCGCCCCCUGAGGCCGCCCGCCCGCUAUGGCCCGCGGGGGCGGCGAGGCGGCCGCGGAAGGGGAGCUGGUAAGGAGCGGGCAGCGAGGGGAGGAGAGCAGCCCGGGUACGGGGCUGCCUGUGGGGCCGCGGCAGAGCCCGGAGCCCUCUCAGGAUCGUCAGACCGACGAGGGAGAUGACAGCUUGUCUGUGAUAACCUGUGAAUCAGAUGAAGAAAUGAAAUUAAAGAAGAAGAUCUUUCACAAGCCUCCAAAGUCACCAAAGUCUCCGUACAGCUCUAGCACACAACUGUAUCCUAAAAAAGCUGCAGUUUGGAGAUCUCUACAGGGGACGGGCAAUGCACAUUUUGAGAGUGCAGCUAUAAGAAACCCAAAGCAGAUGUGGCUGGGAUCACUGAAACAAGGAAUGAGCCAUUGCCUGAAAUCAGAUGUUGACAUGAGACAUACGCGAGCUGGCAUUUCUAGUAGCACUCCGGAGUAUUUGAAGGAAGCUCUAGGAAUGAAGAAGCCCAAACAUUCCCGUUCUUCUAGUAAUGGCUACAUUCCUGGAACUCCUGACUACAAGGAGAAAGAAGAUAUGUAUGAUGAAAUUAUAGAAUUGAAAAAGAUAAUACAAGCUCAGAAAAAUGAAGGAAAUCGAAUGAAAACUAAGCUCCGUCGACUAGAAGAGGAGAAUAACAGAAAGGAUAAACAGAUUGAGCAACUGUUGGAUCCUUCCAGGGGCUCUGAGCUGGCACGAGCUUUGUCAGCGAAGAAGGCUGAUAAUGGAUGGGUGGUUAGUGGAUUAAAACAGAAGAUUUUCAAGCUAGAACAACAGUGCAAGGAGAAAGACAACACUAUCAACGAAUUCCAGUCAGACUUGAAGACCACUAAUUUGGAAGAAAUGAGGAUAGCUAUGGAGACCUACUGCGAAGAGGUUCAUCGUCUCCAAAUCCUCCUGGCAAAAUCUGAGACUAUGAAGAAAAAUGCAGAGGGCAGAGAUACCCAAAAACGGCUCAAGACACUGAAUGCUGCUGUCCUGAGGUUGUCCCGGAAUAUCAAGGAACUGCAGAAUGAGAAUCGAUGUCUGAAAGAAGAUCUAGAUCACAUACUGAGCAGUUCUGCAUCCAGUAAAACAAAAAAUUAUAGUGAAUGGAGCAGGCAGAGGCUUAUGAGGCGGAUUUUGGAACUAGAAAAGAAAGUAGGUGACAUGGAGAACACCAGAGUGUCAUCAGCAGAUAGCGAGUCAUCACAGUUACUUGGUGUGUCAUCUUCACCUUCUACAGACCCAAGUCAUCCAGCCUCUCAACAGGUGGAUCACAUUGAGGAAUGCUGUCGUCUCCGAGGGCUAGUGAAGAAACUGAAGAGUGAUAGGAGUGCUCUUCAAAGUCUCCUACUUAGCAAAGAAUUAGACAUCAAGCAGUUACUUCAGGCUAAGGCUGAAACAGAGCUGGAGCUGCAGAAGUACCAGAAUAACAAGGAAGAAAGCACUAUGGAAGAGCAGACUUUAAGUGGGGAAAUGCAGAGCCUUACACAGAAAGUAGGGAAAUCACAGUCAAAAUUGGAGGAAGAGGAGAGACAAAUGACAGAAGAUGCAUUAGAGGAACUUAAUAAGUGUUCACCAGUCUGCACAGUUAAAGGUGAAGAAGAUUGCAAGAGGGAGCAAGCAGCCAAAUGUAUCCAGAGAUGGUGGAGGUUGUACCUGAACAAGAAGGAAGAAAUUGCUCUGGAUGAGGCAGUUGUUGUGCUUCAGGCAGCUUUCAGAGGACACCUAGCUCGACAGAAGCUGCUACUGAGUAGUGGGCUGCAUGAUGCCAAAUCUUACAACAGGCAAAGCCUUGGAAGAAAGAACUCCUGUGUGCCUCAUGUGUCAAGCUCCUUGAGCUCAUCUUCUCUCUGCAAGGAGAAAGAGAAGAUUGUGACAUUCAUCCAGUCUGUUUUCAGGGCUCACUUAACACGUAGAGUGCUGCUUGAGGAAAGGCCCUCUGUGUCUAGUGCAACAAGUGAGAAAACAGAUUCUGCUGUCUGCAUUACAGAGGAGAAACCAGUCUCAGCAGCACUCCAGAGAACUUCAACCAGCAUGUCAUCUCUUCCUGUUAUUUCAGCCGGGUCCUGUGAGGAGCAGCCCACUCCCUCUGUGUCUGUGGAUGGAGCUCACUCGGACGAUUCGGAUGAUAUUGUCAUUGUCUCUCCAUCAUUGCGGACCAAGAAAACCUCCACCCGCUUCUGUAAUGGGCUCUGAUCUUGAGUUAUUUGAUUCACAAACAAAGGUAUUUCCAGCAAGGUAAAGCAUAUCAAAGACAAACAAAGGGGUAACAGUAGCUCGCAGCUGUCUUUUUUUGUUGGUUUUUUUCCAGCUGUGGAUGAGUAGUUGUUUGGUAUGUCAUCUCUGCAGACAUAUGGCUAAAAGGUGCUGACUGACUGUUACCUUUACCCCCGUGGUACAAAGUGAGAGUCUGGAUUUUAAAAAUACUACACCAAAGCACUUGAAUUUGUGAGGUAGAACGUGAAAUUGACAGAUUUAAAUGAAAGCAGCAAAGACUUAAGACGUUUUAUAGAAUCAUAGAUUUGUUUGUGUUGGAAGGGAGCUUUAAAGGCCUUCUAGUCCAACUGCCCUGCAGUGAACAGGGACACCUACAACUCCAUCAGGUGCUCAGAGCAUUUCACAUCAAAGUCUUUCAAGUUGACUAAGAUACUUUGUUUAAUUGGAAAGCUAAAAAUGACUUAGCCCCAAUUUUCAGCCUGUGUAUGUGAAGGGGAACAGCUUGUAUUUGCUAUGAGGUCCUCUAUGUUUAAAAAUUUUAUUGUCAUAUUUCAAUAUGUAUUUUUCUCUUUUUACACUAAACAGUUGCAGCCUUUGCAGAAAUGUAAAGUCAUUUCUGUCAUAGUACUACUCUAGGCCUGCUGCAUCUGCAGUUUUCUUAUUUAUUACUUUUUCCCUGUGUGUUUGCUAUAGUAUGUAUUGUACUGCUUUGUAUGUGAAAUCUCUGAUCAUGUAAACACUUCUUUUUUUCUGUUUGUCAGAGAAGGGACGUAAUAGCAGGAGUGUUCUGUGAAGGGUGUCCUUGUGACUAGUACUUCUGCUUACAUAGUGCAAAUGCAAGUGGAUUGUGCAAAAUGCAAGAUGCACGUGUGCGAGUGGCACGCGUGAGGGAUGAGUCUGCAAGUGUUUGAUGUAGAAGAUAUCAUGCUUUAUGUCCUGUUUUAGCUUACAUCACUGGAUUGCCUGAAACUCACCUAGCUGGAUUGCUCAUACACUGAGCACUGAGGAGUUUUAAGUUUGUUUCUUUGCUGUUGAUCUCUGCUCUCUGCACUACCUGUGUGUGUGUGUGUGUGUGUGUGUGUGUGUGUGUGCGUGUGUGCACAUUAGCAGUACAUGCUGCAAAUGCACCCUCAGUCCAAUUGUAGGCAGGGAGAAGGGUCACAGUGUGCAGCCAUCUUCUGUCCUUAGCUGUGAGGCUUAUGCUGGAAAGCAUGGCACUAUGCACUCUAUUCUGAGGGCUGUGCAUGGGGAUGGGUACAAUAUCCCACACAGCUUGAACAGAAGCAGUAUGAGCAGUUGGCUUAUAGUCAUCAAGACACCCAGAAAUAAUAACACCAAUUGACAGUAUCUUUAGCAGACUUCAUGAAGGGGGCAAUGACAUAGUGGGCUGUGGAGAACAUGGUCAGAGGAGUCUUUCCAUAUCUUUUACACGAACUGUACCUCUUCUUGACUAGAAGGAGGACCUUAUAUUCCAGGCUAUCAUUCCAACAUCUUUCAAAGGCAUUAAAAUGCAUUUUGUUUUGUUUUGUAAAAGGUGAAUCAGGUAAAUUAUGUAAUAUCUACUGGAAGGAAAAUGUAUUUUACAAACGCACAGUAAAGUUUUUGAGGAGACCCUAAUGGUUUCUUUGUCAUCAAGGAGUAAUAAAGUCUCCUGUAAACAGAAAGCACACUCUUAAAUAGAAGAUUUUUAUCACCUUUUCCUUCUUCUUUUUUAAAUUAAAAAUCAGUCACUGCUGUUUUGCAGAAUACUAAUAACUCGGAGCUGUCUCAGUUCUCUGAUUUCAAUGAAGCACUAUCUGAGCUUAUCGUAGUUCAUGCCAGUUCUUGCAGCCAAAGAGGAAACUGGAUGGCUGCAGCACAAUGCAGCUGAUUUCGUUUAAUCCCAGCAGUAGAAGUGCUGCCUUUGCUUUUUCCAGAGGCAGUUUUGAGGGCUCUCCAUACCCAAAGCAGGCUGAAGAAUGUCAUUUAUACUCAAGUUGGGUAAAUUUUUCCUGCUGGCACUUUGGUCACAUGGCUGCUAUCUGCAGAAAGGAUGAAAAAGGGCAUAUAAAAUAAAAGAAUAAAAGGGAUAAAAUCCUCUUGGCAGAAGCCUAGACCUGUUUCCCUCUAUUGCUGAAAGUCAUGUUAUUAAAAAAAAAAAAAAGUCAUUUUGCUAAACAGAAGCAGAACUGUAGUGAGUUGCUUAUGUAUAAUAUUUCAAGUCUGUGAGUGUCAUGGAUACCUCCAGAGAGAGGGUAACUAGAGCUGAGGGCUGACACAUUAAGGAGAGAAUAUGUAGUGUGUGUCAGGACCAGGUCUGAUAUAAAGUACCCACCUAACUGUUACCCUACAGGGAAAUACUUGGACAACAAAUUUAAUGAAGUUGGCAUUUAAUUUAUUGUGCUGUAAUAAAGAACCAAUAUGAAAGUCUCGGGAAAUGGAUACGGAGUUGAAAGACUUCUGUUCUAACUGAGCGUAUGGCCAGCAGUAGUGCUGUCGAGAGCUGAGUUCCAGGAUAAAGGGGAGACAGUCACUUUGUGUGACCCAGAGUCACUAAGGGAAGUGUGGAAAGGAGCGAAUGUCUUCUGGGGUGAAUGAAAAUGCACCUGGAGCUUCAUAAAUUCAAGCCUGCUGUCUGAAAGCCAUAACAAAUCUGAUGCUUCCUCUGAGGAGGCUUCAAACUCAUAGCUCUGAAAGAUAACACGCAGCACGUGAAAGUUUGGUGUACACUAGAAAGAGAAAUCUCCACAGUGUGAAUAGCCUGUAGGUCUGGGAAGAGGCAUGGAGAAGCAAAGGAAGCAAAUGUUAAUUUCAGAGGAAAUGGCAUUUUUCCUUUCCUCAGCUCAGCAGGGAACUAAGGAUGGUCAAAAUCUGUGUGGCUCAAACCUCUCAAGCCAGGCUUGAUACAGACAUCUCGUGUCUGAAAAACACAUCCUCUGCAGAAAGCACUGGGAACCUUGCAGGGGCAUCAAGGCCCUGAAUUAAAAGUAAACCCCACUGUAACCUCCCUAACAGCACACUUUCCGUUCUGUGUGGGAUAAUGUUGCCUACUUAAAACCCUGUGCAGUUUACAGUCCUCUCUGCAGGUAGCUAUCAGGUGUGAAUAGAGAGAUCUCUCACGUGAUUUGAUCUCUCUCGAUCUCUUUCCAUCCUUAAGUGCCUAUGCCUGCAAAUAUUUUACUGAGGCAUCAAAACCUGAAAGAUGUAAUAUUUCCUACAUAGCUAUGCAAAUAAUCCCUAGAUGGGCAGCUUUUUAUAUAGAUGAAAUGGAAAACUAUUCAUCUUGGCGUAUCAGGAAGCCAGUCAUUUGUACGAUCACUUUAAUAAUUAGAACUGUGCAAACCUUGUGCGUAAGUUAUUUUGAGAUCUCUUUAAAAGCUAAAACAAUGGCAAUGUAUUUUCUCCUGACUGUUGAACUUUCAAAUAAAGCUCAAGUUUGUAAAUUAA
Messenger RNA from Numida meleagris (helmeted guineafowl), 5732 nucleotides. It is a transcript of the gene IQCE, whose product is annotated as IQ motif containing E. Gene Ontology annotation, molecular function: protein binding. The record is from RefSeq and is a predicted model, not a curated record. Lineage: Eukaryota; Metazoa; Chordata; Aves; Galliformes; Numididae. The coding region runs from base 93 to 2285 and encodes 730 amino acids. The transcript has 22 exons.